This is a messenger RNA of Bubalus bubalis (water buffalo), 2345 nucleotides long. It is a transcript of the gene TAF15, whose product is annotated as TATA-box binding protein associated factor 15. Lineage: Eukaryota; Metazoa; Chordata; Mammalia; Artiodactyla; Bovidae. Gene Ontology annotation, biological process: regulation of DNA-templated transcription. Bases 187 to 2055 code for a protein of 622 amino acids. The transcript is spliced from 16 exons. The record is from RefSeq and is a predicted model, not a curated record. Gene Ontology annotation, cellular component: nucleus. Gene Ontology annotation, molecular function: RNA binding; transcription coregulator activity.
GUCACCCCUCGAGUCGCGGCGCUGUUGUACCGCCCACUGCCCUCUGAUUGGCUGCCGAGGCCCCGCAGUCGAGCCCAGCGCGCCGCGCCGCGCCGUCCUCAGUACAGCUCCGGCCGCCGUGCCGCCUGGCGCUCGUAUACCUUGUUCUCUGCGGGCUGUGGGGGCUUCGCGCCGCGGCCGUUAGUCAUGUCGGAUUCUGGAAGUUACGGUCAGUCUGGGGGUGAGCAGCAAAGUUAUUCUUCCUAUGGAAAUCAAGGCAGCCAAGGUUAUGGACAAGCACCACAAAGCUAUUCUGGCUAUGGACAAACUCCUGAGUCUUCAUAUGGACAGAACUAUAGCGGCUACUCCAGUUAUGGACAAAGCCAAUCAGGUUAUUCACAGUCCUACAGUGGUUAUGAGAAUCAAAAGCAGAGCUCAUACAGCCAGCAAUCUUAUAAUAACCAGGGACAGCAAAACGUGGAAUCAUCAGGAGGCCAAGGUGGAAGAGCACCUUCAUAUGACCAGUCAGACUAUGGUCAACAAGAUUCAUAUGACCAGCAGUCAGGCUAUGAUCAACAUCAAGGCUCUUAUGAUGAGCAGUCAAAUUACGAUCAGCAGCAUGAUUCCUAUAAUCAAAACCAGCAGUCCUACCAUUCACAAAGGGAAAAUUACAGCCACCACACACAAGAUGACCGUCGUGAUGUGAGUAGGUAUGGAGAAGAUAAUAGAGGAUAUGGCGGGUCACAGGGAGGAGGUAGAGGGCGUGGGGGAUAUGACAAGGAUGGAAGAGGUCCUAUGACAGGAUCAAGUGGUGGUGACCGCGGUGGCUUCAAAAAUUUUGGUGGUCACAGGGAUUAUGGACCCAGACCAGAUGCUGAUUCAGAAUCUGAUAAUUCAGAUAACAACACAAUCUUUGUACAAGGACUUGGGGAGGGUGUGUCUACAGAUCAAGUGGGGGAGUUCUUUAAACAAAUAGGAAUCAUCAAGACAAAUAAAAAGACUGGAAAACCAAUGAUAAAUCUAUACACAGACAAGGACACAGGAAAGCCAAAAGGGGAGGCAACAGUAUCGUUCGAUGACCCUCCUUCAGCUAAGGCAGCCAUUGACUGGUUUGAUGGAAAAGAAUUCCACGGCAAUAUCAUUAAAGUGUCCUUUGCCACCAGAAGACCUGAAUUCAUGAGAGGAGGUGGAAGUGGAGGUGGGCGACGAGGCCGUGGAGGAUAUAGAGGUCGUGGAGGCUUUCAGGGGAGAGGUGGAGACCCCAAAAGUGGGGACUGGGUUUGCCCUAAUCCGUCAUGUGGAAAUAUGAACUUUGCUCGAAGGAAUUCUUGCAAUCAGUGCAAUGAGCCCAGACCAGAGGACUCUCGUCCCUCAGGAGGAGAUUUCCGGGGAAGAGGCUACGGUGGAGAGAGGGGCUACAGAGGCCGUGGGGGCAGAGGUGGAGACCGAGGCGGCUACGGUGCAGACAGAAGUGGGGGUGGCUACGGAGGAGACAGAAGUGGGGGUGGCUACGGAGGAGACAGAAGUGGGGGUGGCUAUGGUGGAGACAGAAGUGGGGGUGGCUAUGGUGGGGACCGAGGAGGUGGCUAUGGUGGGGACCGUGGUGGGGGCUAUGGAGGAGACCGAGGAGGCAACUAUGGAGGAGACCGAGGUGGCGGCUAUGGUGGAGACCGAGGUGGCGGCUAUGGUGGAGACCGUGGCGGCGGUUAUGGUGGAGACCGAAGUGGCGGCUAUGGUGGAGACCGAGGCGGAGGCUAUGGAGGAGACCGAGGAGGCUAUGGAGGAGACCGAGGAGGCUAUGGUGGAGACCGAGGAGGCUAUGGAGGAGACCGAGGAGGCUAUGGUGGAGACCGAGGAGGCUAUGGUGGAGACCGAAGUGGGGGGGGUUAUGGAGGAGACCGUGGUGGUAGCGGAGGCUAUGGUGGGGACCGAAGUGGAGGCUACGGAGGAGACAGGAGUGGUGGCGGCUACGGAGGAGACCGAGGUGGAAGCUAUGGAGGAGACCGAGGUGGCUAUGGAGGCAAAAUGGGAGGAAGAAACGACUACAGAAAUGAUCAGCGCAACCGACCAUACUGAUGACUGUUUUGAAUGUUCCUUUGUCUCUGACAAGAUCCAUAGAGAAAUUGCCAGAGUUUGCCUGCUGCUUUCCUCGUGGCCUCUUCUUGGGUAGUGAAAUUAAGUGACAUUUGAAUUUUUAUUUGGGUGGGAGGGUGGAGACAGUUUUUCUUUUAGAAAUGUCAGUUGAAAUAUCCCCCUUUAGGUUCCAGCCUUCUCCUUCUCAACUCUUGAAGCUAAGUGCGUUGUAAAAUAUUGCCAAAAUGGAAAGUGUUUUGUAAUACUGCAAUAAAGAAUGCUUGUUUUGUGGA